AUGGCUCCAAAAUCUCAAGCAAUUGCUCCUAAGGGUUGUAAGAGAAAAGCCGCUAGUCAAUCUCCAGACUCGGCUGCUGAAGAUCGUCAAGUAAAUGUUGAGGGAGAAGAAUCAGAGAGUAAACAAAAAAGAGUUUAUAGUAAAGGUGGAUGUAGGGAAUGUAAAAGAAGAAAGAUUAAAUGUGAUGAAGGUAAGCCUCAAUGUUGGCAAUGUAUGAGAUUAAGAAAAGAAUGUUCAUAUCCAGAAGCCGGUGAAAAAGUAUUGAGAGUUUCGAAAAAGAAACAGCAACAACAUGAACAAAUGCAGGCUCAAAGAAUUUUACAUCAAAUUCAUGGUUCUCCAAAUCUUAUUGAUGCAGUUCAAGGAAACGGAAAUCAACCUAUUUAUUUUAUCAGACAUGAUCCUAAUCAACCAAUGAUGUAUCAAUACCCUGGUCCUGUUUAUUAUCAAGUACCCCCUCCAAACUCACAACAACAACCACAACAUCCACAACAACAACAACAACAACAACAACAACAACAACCACAGCAACCACAACCCUUUAUUUAUGCUCCAAAUGUUCCAUUUGCUCAGCAAGGGCAACCGCAAAUGGCACCAAUAGUUAAAGCUCAACAGUUGCCUCAAAUGAAUCAACAACAAUUGCAACAAUUGCAACAGGCUCAACAAGUUCAACAAGUUCAACCACAACAAUCUCAAUCUCAACCUCAACCUCAACCACAGCCGCAGCAACAACCAAUACAACAAGUUUCAUCAGCUCCUGCUUUGUAUUCUGCUGCAAUUCAACCUCAACAACCAAAGCCAAUUGUUUUACCACCACCAGUUCAAGCUACCAAAUCUAAUGAAGAAAUUCCAAAGGCUACUAAAACUUCAAGUUUAAUGAACUUAUUAAAUGAUUCAAAAAGAAAUGGUGGUAAAAGUGCAGAAUCAAUUCCUCCAGAAGAAAUGAUGGGUUUAUUUGAUCAAAAAGAUUUAAAUUUAUUGUCUUCUGAUUUGAAUAAUAUGGUUAAUAAUAUAAUGUAUGAAAUGAAUUAUAAUUAUAAAGAUAAAUAUAAAUUGGAAGAAAAUUCAACAAGAAGUUCAGAGAGCACAACAUCAGUGUUAAAAGAUAAAACGUUAAAGAAUUUACCUUUAGAUUACAUACGAUUGAAGAAACAAAAAGAUCAAGAUUAUUAUGAAGUUUUUUACAAUGAAUUUGCGAAUAUCGUUUUACCUUUUGGUAGUUAUGAUAAAGAGAAUCACAAUUAUUGUAAUCCAGCAAGAGAUAUAAUUUUGAAUUGCGCUUCAAGUGAAGACUAUGUAUUAGCUGCAGUUUUAGCAAAUGGUGCAAGACUAAGAUUUUCAAAAACUAAAAAUGAUGAAGAUGAAGAAGCUCAUUGUGUUUAUUUAUCUAGAUGUUUGAAAUUAUUGGGUCCUGCUAUUUCACCAGAUGAUAAUAAAUUAAGUUCAAAUAUUGAAAAUGUUUUAUUAACUGUUUUAUUAUUAACUACUGCAAAUGCAGCUAAUUUGAAACAAGAUUGGAGAUCUCACUUAAAAGGUGCUAAAGAUAUAUUAUUGAGACAUUCAAAACAAAGUAGAAAAACAUCAAAGAUUUUAAUAUUUUGUAAAUUCUGGUUUAUAGUUUUGGAAAUAUUAGCAGGUAUAAGUUGUAAAAAAGGAGGUACAUUAACUUCAGAUGAAGAAGUUGAUGGGUUGAUAAAUAUAGGCUGUGAGCAUGAAAUAAUUGCAUUAAAAGAAUUAGGUAUAAUUUUAGAUAAUGGAUUUAAUAUUAUGGCUGGAUAUCAUCAUGAUUGUAUUAAUUAUUUUAAAGAUUUGAUCAAAGGAUUGAACAGAGUAAGAAAAGGUACUUUGACUCCAUCGUUUGAAUAUCUUAAAUUAUUUUCCCAAUUUCAACAACAAUUAGAAAUUGAAUUUAUCAAUAAAAAAGGUAUAAAUAUCGGAGUUACAACUGGUAUAUUAGUUGAAAAUCCAACUGAUAAUUUAACUAUUUCAUGGCAAGAUGUGAGUCAUCAAUCAUAUGUUAUGGCUGCUUUAAUUACCAUCUUAACUAGACUCUACCAGGAAUCUUCAUCAUCUCCUCAAGUUCAAUUCUUAGCAAAAUCAAUUAUUGAAUUUGAAUCUUAUCUUGAAGAUGAUAAACAAGAACCACCAAAAUUUAUAAAUAGAACUGCAUUUAUGAUGUUACAAUGGGCAAUGUUAACCGCUGGAUCCAAUAUUACAGAUAAAAAACUUCAAAAAAUAGUGACUAGAUUUUUUGAAAUUCUGGAAUUGGUGGGGUCUGGGGGAGCAUCGAUUGCAUUAAAAAAAGUAACGAAAUUAUGGAGGAAAGCUAACAAGGGAGAAGAUGAUAAAAGUGAAGAAGAGAGUGAAGAGGAAGAUUAUGUUUCAUAUUAA
Messenger RNA from Insectozyma verbasci, 2391 nucleotides. NCBI's taxonomy places the organism in Eukaryota, Fungi, Ascomycota, Pichiomycetes, Serinales, Debaryomycetaceae. The record is from the annotation of a GenBank genome assembly.